AUGUCGGCCGCAGCUGCCACCGGAGGCGCACCUCAAACGGUUCCUUGCGCAUACAAGACUGGAAGAACGUUGGGUCAAGGCACCUAUGCUGUGGUCAAGGAGGCAGUGCAUAUCAGUACGGGAAAGUACUAUGCUUGCAAAGUCAUCAGCAAGAGGUUGAUGGAGGGAAGGGAGCACAUGGUCAGGAAUGAGAUUGCAGCGCUCAAAAAGGUAUCACAGGUGAGUCAUGAAGAGGGGACAAACGAAAGUGGGAAAAGGCGGGUAUGGCCUACAUUGGCGCCCAGGCCAUUAGUCCAAAGACUGGAGGCAACCAAUCUACGGUAGCCACUGCUUUCGACUUGGAGAAAGCUAGGAGGCAGCGUCGCGCUCUUCCGCAUCGGACGCUGGAUACAGCCAUGGCUAGACGACUAGCCACUCGUUUGAGCAGCCCUCGUUGGCUGCACGUAUGCGUCGAUGCCCGCCUCUUCAAGGAGUUUCACGGCAAAGCUUGGAAUGCCUGUGUCAGCGCACUCGGCUUUGGCCAUUCUUGCUGCAAAGGUGAGGCCUUUCUCACCCUCCGAGACUCGACUCCCUUCUCACAGGGCCAUCGGUCUAUCGUCACCCUCGUGGAUUACUUUGAGACAAUGAACAAUCUGUAUCUGGUGACAGACCUUUGCGUAGGAGGCGAAUUGUUUGACAGGAUCUGCGAGCGUGGUAGCUACUACGAAAAGUGAGUCAGGACAUGAGAGCAGCUCUUUUGAACCUCGAUCUAAGCGUGCACCUCUCCUGCCCUUGCUUGCCAAAGAGACGCUGCACACAUCGUCAAGACGAUUACCGAAGCCGUAGUCUAUUUGCACAACCAAGGCAUUGUUCACAGAGGUGAGAUUGGCGGACAACGCGGUCGAAAGGUAAAGGCAGCCUUUUUACGCCUUGCCUUGUUGCGCACAGAUUUGAAGCCUGAGAACCUCUUGUUUCGCGACAAGAGCGAGGACUCUGAUUUGUUGAUUGCUGAUUUCGGAUUGUCUAGAGUGGUCGAUGACGAAAAGAUCACAGUCUUGUCCACCACUUGUGGUACACCUGGCUAUAUGGCUCCGGAAAUCUUCAAAAAAACGUGAGUGCACAAUGUUCGAGGUGAGGCUUCGAUGACCAGGCUGAUCGCCAACUUGCGUGUCUUGAUAUUGAAGCGGACACGGCAAGCCUGUAGAUAUGUGGGCGAUUGGCGUUAUUACGUACUUCUUGCUCUGCGGCUACACGCCCUUUGAUCGGGACAGCACAAUGGAGGAGAUGCAAGCCAUCAUCAACGCCGACUACUCCUUCGAGCCGGCAGUGUACUGGGCGGAUGUGUCGUCCGAAGCUAGAGACUUCAUCACCAAGCUCUUGACUAUUGACCCUCAAGCUCGAUUGACAGCCAAGCAGGCUUUGGAGCACCCUUGGCUCUCGGAGGGCAUCGAAAGACCUGCAGAGGUCCAGAGAGACUUGUUGCCGGACAUGAAGAAGGCUUUCAAUGCCAAGCACAAGUUCAAGGCUGCUGUCAAUGGUAUCAGGUGAGUGCGCGAUGGUCGGUGCGAAAUCUGCGCGUCCCAGCAGCAGGCAUCUGAAACGCUGGUCUGAUCUCCCACAUCUCCGCCACGGCCCCCCCGCAGACUGAUCAACAGGCUGCGGGCAGAAACGUCAGAUGGCUCACCUGCACAAGCAUCCGAGGUGGCCGAUAUUCGCAAAGGCAUCGAGGAGGCCGAAGCGGUGCGUGCUUGCGGGCGUGUUCGGAUCCGUUUGGGCGCUUGCCACGUUGAGGGAGGGGUGGUCCCCGCAACCAGCUCACAUUUGGCUCUCCUUUUUCCUUUUUUGUUAUCCUACGUCCGCCGCAGGAGGCGGCAAAUAUCAAUCAAGUCUUUGCGCAGUGA
Molecule: messenger RNA, 1880 nt
Organism: Ceraceosorus bombacis
Lineage: Eukaryota; Fungi; Basidiomycota; Exobasidiomycetes; Ceraceosorales; Ceraceosoraceae
Source: the annotation of a GenBank genome assembly